Messenger RNA from Lactuca virosa, 2360 nucleotides. The record is from the annotation of a GenBank genome assembly. Lineage: Eukaryota; Viridiplantae; Streptophyta; Magnoliopsida; Asterales; Asteraceae.
AUCCGCCUCCAUUCUCCACACCCAUCCUUGUAUCCUGUCUCACUCAAAUCCUUUAAGUAAAACUACUAAAACAAGAAGGAUGCAGCGUCUGGUGUGGCUAUGUCUGUGUGUGUUAGCAAUGGCGGGUAUCGCCAUGGGAGCAGCUCCAAGAAAGCCGGUGGCUGUGCCUUUUGGUAGGAACUACGUACCCACCUGGGCAUUCGACCAUAUCAAAUACUUCAACGGCGGUUCCGAGAUCCAGUUGUCUCUGGACAACUACACCGGCACCGGCUUCCAAUCCAAAGGCUCCUACCUCUUCGGCCAUUUCAGUAUGCAGAUUAAAAUGGUUCCCGGAGAUUCCGCCGGCACCGUAACCGCCUUCUAUCUUUCAUCCCAAAACUCGGAGCAUGAUGAAAUAGAUUUUGAGUUCUUGGGGAACAGAACAGGGCAGCCGUAUAUUUUACAGACUAAUGUUUUCACCGGCGGGAAGGGUGACCGGGAGCAACGCAUCUAUCUCUGGUUUGACCCCACCAAAGCUUACCAUUCUUACUCUGUUCUCUGGAAUCUUUACCAGAUUGUGUUUUUUGUGGAUGAUGUUCCAAUCAGGGUGUUUAAGAACAGCAAAGAUUUGGGAGUGAGAUUUCCAUUCAACCAACCGAUGAAGAUAUACUCGAGUUUAUGGAAUGCCGAUGAUUGGGCGACCAGAGGUGGGUUGGAGAAGACCGAUUGGUCAAAGGGACCUUUUGUUGCAGCAUACAAGAGUUUCCACAUCGACGGCUGUGAGUCAUCGGUAAAUGCUAAAUAUUGUGCGACCCAAGGCAAACGGUGGUGGGACCAGAAAGAGUUUCAAGAUCUCGAUGCUUAUCAGUGGCGCCGUCUCCGGUGGGUGCGUCAACAGUUCACCAUUUAUAACUACUGCACUGAUCGGAAAAGGAUAUUUGGGGCCUUUUUCAGGAAGCAUCGCAACCUUGAUUUGGCCAUGAAGAGAACCAGCCUCCCUCGUGGAUUAUCCGAUAGGCAAAACAGCAAUGUUGAUGCCCCUUCACUUCGCCUCUACCAAGUCUGGAAAGGAAACAACAUUUUUGCUUGCGGAGGUAGAUUAAUAUUUGGUCCUGAUGCCAGGUCCCUAAACCUUACAAUCUGCCUCAUUGUGGUUCCAGUAAUCUUGUUUUGCUCCCUUGUUUCUCAAAGUCUUUUGGUUCACUUUCCCGAUACUGUAGGCCUUGUUUUAGUAGCGAUUCCUGCUGUCUUCACUGUAUAUAUUCUUAUCCUUAUCUUCCUUGUUUCUGGAAGAGAUCCUGGCAUAAUCCCCCGAAAUCCACCAUAUCCGGAACCUGAUGAUGAUUGGGAUGCUUCUAGCAUCUCUACAGACUGGGCAGCUGGUCAUAGUGGUCGAUUUCUACCACCUACAAAAAGUAUUAACGUUAACGGAACAAUCGUUAGGGUCAAAUUCUGCAACACUUGCAUGAUUUAUCGCCCACCAAGAUGCUCUCAUUGCUCUGUUUGCAAUAAUUGUGUUGACCGCUUUGACCAUCAUUGCCCAUGGGUGGGCCAAUGUAUCGGCAAGAGGAAUUAUCGAUACUUUUUCAUGUUUGUAACGGCAACAGCACAACUAUGCCUUUAUGUUUUCGCUAUGUGUUGGGUAAACAUCAUCAUGACUAUGCAAUCCGACAAUAACACUGUCUCCGAAGCUCUUCUGAAGUCACCGGUAUCCAUAGCUCUCAUAACAUACACGUUUACAGUUUCAUGGUUCGUUGGAGGCUUAUCUGCUUUUCAUCUUUAUCUCGUCAUCACCAACCAGACUACUUAUGAAAACUUCCGGUAUAGAUAUGAAAGAAAGAAGAACCCAUUUAACCAUGGAUGUGCGCACAAUUUCAAGGAAACACUCUUUUCAAAAACACCCCGUUCCCAAAAUAAUUUUCGGGGGUUUGUGAAGCCGGAAGUUUAUAUGCAGUACAACAGUUCGAAAUACUUUGGGUAUGCAUUCAGCUUAAACUUUUCCAAGAAAAGUUAUGACACAGAUAUUUCUGAGGAUUCAAAUGACUUUGAGUUGGAAAGAUGUGAGACAUAUGGAAUGGAUCAUUCAAGCAAAUGGGGCUCUGCUCCUGAUUUGCAUAGAUUGGCAUCAAAGUUUAUAACAGAAAAUGUAAGCAGAGAUAAAGAGAAGAGAAUUGAAGGAGAUUCAAGAGAAUAGAAAGGCAAAAGAGGUAGAAUAGGUGUCUUCCCUGUAAUAUGAAGAUGAGGAUUAUGUAAAGAUAGAGGACGAUUUUGGGACCCAGUUGUUUGCAACAGACAACAUUACAACACGUGAAUUCUAGUUCGUCUUUUUGAACAAUGAUUGUAAAUAAUGGCCUUUUUGAACAUGGGUGUACAAAUGGAUG